Molecule: messenger RNA, 4147 nt
Organism: Gigantopelta aegis
Lineage: Eukaryota; Metazoa; Mollusca; Gastropoda; Neomphalida; Peltospiridae
Product: inactive ubiquitin carboxyl-terminal hydrolase MINDY-4B-like
Exons: 14
Coding region: 314-1699 (461 amino acids)
Biological process (GO): protein K48-linked deubiquitination
Molecular function (GO): cysteine-type deubiquitinase activity; K48-linked deubiquitinase activity
Source: RefSeq, a predicted model, not a curated record
UAGCAGACGAAAAGAAAGAUUUUGUUAGCUUUUGCCCAAAUGAAAGUCGAUUUUUAUAUGCUUUGGAACGUUUGCAUUUUAUCAUUUCUGUUCAUUAUAUUUCUUUAUGAGUUAUUUUUUUGAUGGAGCAAUUAAUUAAACAAUAACUAUUUAAUAAAACUCGAACUUGGCCAUUAUUUUUAAAGUGGACUUUCUAAUUCUGAACCGGAAGUUAACAGUUUUGAGGUCAUAAAAAACGUUUUUGUUGGCAACGUGAAACCAUGGCAAUAUCACCAAAACGAAUUGUAAUGACAUGUAGAAGCCAAAGAUUGACAUGAUGGGCAGUUCAUCAGACAUAGCAGAAACACAGAAACUAAACAAGCUGUUACAGUUCCUAGAACAAAGCAGUCGGCUGUUUGCAGAUGGCCAAACAAAAUUGCCAGAAUGUAAAGCUCCAGUGGCUACCGAGCUGUUCAAGAAACAAAAUACAAUUCUAAACGAAAGGUGGACACAAAACAAGAAUGAAAGAGGCAGUGCCUCUGACGGCUUACUCCUUAACUAUCAGAACGGACCAACACCUCGUUUUCGGUGCUUUGUGGGAGGGAAGCCUAUAACCUUACAACAAGCAAUGGAACUGCGCAAGAUUACUUACGGGUCUUGUCAACAUUCAUUCGGUACUGAAUGGCGCAAAUCGAGCCUUUCAUUUCAAAAUUUGGAUGGCAAAUUUCCUUAUGGAAUAUUGGGUCACCGGUGUGGAUCUAGAGGCUUAGCUCUGUGUGUUCAAGCCUUCUUGCUGAAACAUCUCAUCUUUGAUCGUGAAUACAAGUCAAGUUUAUUUGCUCUUAAUGCACUGCAGCCUAAUUCUUACGAGCGUCGCCGUGCAUUUGUCAGUGCCGUGUCGGAGAUGCUGUGGCAGGCCGGGGACAGACAGAGAUGUUCUGUGUGCUUGAUGCAGGAAGAGAGCUGCUUCGGCCCAGAUUACAGAUACAGGGCGGAUCGCAUCACUGAGAAGCUCUAUAUAUUUGACUUCAGCAACCUAGAAGAUUUACAGACAUUUAUCAGACGCAACCUCGAUUCGUUUCAAGCAGAAAGUGGAUGUGGGUGUAUUUUGUUUCUCUACAGUAUUGUUUUGUCUCGCACAAUUCCCAAAUUGUAUGUUGACAUGGACACACGAGAUGGUGGAUCUUCCAAGCUCCUCACAGACAUGGACGAAUGUUCUCCAGAGUUGAUCAAUCUACUUCUCACUGGCCAGGCCAUACAACAUCUACACAAUGGAGACUUGGUCUACGACAAUGACGGAAACCUACUGUCAAAACCGAUCAAGGGAAUUGCAAACCGAAGCAGUAUCGGCUAUCUUUUCUGGGACAGGUCUGAGACAGAGGACAAAAGGACAGAGAUAGGUAGCAUGCUGAAAACUCCUAAAUAUCCAAUAUGGCUGAUAAAAGUUAACAACCAGUUUGGAUUGCUGUUCAGUAACAACCUUGACCUUGUUAGUGACUGGCGAGUGGAACAUCGAUUUCUUCUUCACUACUAUACCGGACUACCGAGUACCACUAAACCAACACAGCUUACAGUAGACACUCGAUAUCCACGUUCCAGACCGAAGACGAGUUUGUUGCAUCGACGUGAAAGCGACAAAAUACCACCACUGGAACAUUGCAUCAUGACCAAAUGGUAUGACGCAACUGUCGAUUGGAAUGGUACGGUACCAUAUGUUUGAUGUCCAUGACUGAACUAAAACCAGUUGUCACAAUAAAUAAUUGAACGGACUAUUUGGUGCUACAGCCAAACAUCAUAGCUACAGUGUAUGGAGAUCUUGCAAAUGGCUGUUUGGCUGUUUUAUAUGUUACAGUGUGUUAUUUAUUUAUUAAUGUCCGUUUGUGUGAGAGUGUUUGAAAAUAUUAUUGGUGACUUAUACAGGGCUUACGCAGUGUCGUGUAAUCUUUUUUUAUGUUCUACAUACUUGUACGGUAUAAUAUACAACCUUGGUAGUUAACUAAAGCAAUAAUAUAGCUUUAUCGGAAUUGUAAUAUUUAGAGGUGCAUUUUAUUGAAUUGUUGAGGUGUGUACUAAGUCUAAAGACAAAGGUGAUGGGCUGUUUACAGUUUGUAGAGGGGCAGGACAUAGCCCAGUGGUAAAGUAUUCACUCGAUCUAGAAUCAAUUCACGCUGGUGGGUCCAUUGGGCUAUUUCUCGUUCCAGCCAGUGAACCAUGACUGGUAUAUCAACGGCGAUUGUAUGUGCUAUCCUGUCUGUGAGAGAUCCCUUGCUACUAAUGGAAUUUUUGUUUUAAUUACCAAAUAUUUGAUUUUCAAUAGCCGAUGAUCACUAAAUCCAUGUGCUCAGAUGGUGUUGUUAAACAAAACAAACUUUACAUAAGAUGGAACACAAUGUGAUCUGCUGAAUUCUGAAAUCAGUAUUAGCAUGGGGUGUGGAAUAUAACAGAAUAUUUUUAAAUUGUAUAUGCCAUUAGAUGCACUAUGGGCAACUUCCAAGUUUGCUUUGCUAUCAUUUUAAAUAAAGGGUGCAGAAGUGGUGGAAAUGAGACCCACCCACCUCCCUUCCCAGGCCCUAGCAGACCUGUAUAUACAUUACAUGUUGCAACAACUAUAAGACUUCUUUCAGUAAAGGUACACAAUAGUGGCGGAUCCAGAAAAUCCAUUUGGGAGGAAGGCCAAGGGAACCUUGGGGGAGGUUUGGAGGGGCAUCGUAAAAAAAAUUAAAAUUAAUAUAUAAUAAAAUUAUAUCUGUCGCAAAACUUAAGGGACCCCCCCCUAGAUCUGCCUCUGCACAAGUAUAUAUUACAAUACAAGUAGAGCUUAGUGAUGUUUUUGGAUGCAAACUGAAUUUGUUUUACUUAUAGUACCGGUACCUACUUGUAAGAUAGGUUUUGCAUUUACAAGUUGUUCCGUUAUGUAAUUUUGUCAGGAUUUUAUUCAAAUAAAUAACUUGUUACAUUUUUUAAAAUAAUAUCAAUUAAAGAUUUUUAUUCCAACAAGUGUGAUUAAUACACCCUCCCCACAAGAAAGAACAAAGAAUCCCAAAACGAAAGCUAUUUACUUUUUAAUGUCAUUGUCAUUGCAUUACAAUAUAUUUCAUUUUCAUGGGCUUUUGUUCUUUUUAAAUUCAUGGGGUUUUUUUCUUUUACUUUCUUUUCUAUAAAAAAUGCUUUUUAUUAAUAUUGUGGUUCAUGCCAGAAUUAACUGUUCUCAAUUUUGAUGAAAAGGUAAAUUUAUGGAAUGGUGCAAUGUUGACUGAACAAACAUUCGUGGAAUCGGACAUUGUUAUUUUAAAAUUACCCUUUUUGUGUGUGUGUGUGUUAUUAUUUUUUUUAAUCUUUCAGAACAAUUCAUUUAUUUUUGUCUUAUGUAAUUUCAUACAUGUAUUAUGUAGUUUUGUAGAGAUAUAAAGUACUGAUUAAAUUAAUUUCUUACACACCUGUUAAAAAACCCCACUGUGUGAGAUUGUUUAUGUCACACGACAUUCUCCCACUAAUGGGAUAUCAAUUUAAAGAUAUCUCAUUGGCUAUUCCACAUAGAUGACAUGGAUACCAAAGCCAUACCAUCCAAUGAAAUAAGCAUUACCAAAAUUGAUUUCCCCUUUGACAUAAACUUGUAAUUUAUUGCUCUAUAAUUCACAUGAUAAUUGCAAGUGCAAGUAUAGUAUAUGCAUAUGCACUUUAAUUAGAAAAGACAUUUAUAUUUUGUUUAAACCAGGGUUUUUUAAGAUAACAAAAAUAAAAUAGAUAGAUACCAAUUAUUUUACAACUGGUUUAAAAAUGUUUUUUGCACAUUAGAUAUGCUGUCCCGGGUCAGACUACUGGCUAUCCAGAGAUCAGGCCCGGGACAGACAUGCUUGAAACUCUAGUGGCAUAGGAGCAUGUAAAUAUUGGAAUGGAAAAAUGCUUUGAAACAACAAGUGAGAGAAAUGGUAUCUCAACAGACAUUCAUGAAUAUUCUCUACAAUGGUGCCUUUUUAAAAAAAAAAAAAAGAUUUAUUAACUCUGUUCUUAAUCUAUAAGCUUAAAGGUUCCCAAAGUAUCAUUCCAUAAUUUGUUUUAAAAUUAACUUUAUAUAUUUAUAAAUUUUUCAUUUGAAUAUAUUGGGGUGGGUUUUUUUAAUAUAUUAUAUAUAUACUUAUAUUUUUGUAUAUAUACUUUGUGUGUGCCA